GUUGCUCCCAGAAGACUGCCGCUCUCUAACGCCGAUAGCGCGGAAAUCUACAAACGCCUGAUAAGCGGCUCUUCGCGCUGAUGCCGUUACGACGGGCAGCGGCGAGAUCUGCGAAAUCGACAGCGGCCUUCCGUGUGUGGAGACGGCGACGGUUUGCCGGGGAGCGCGCGGCCCGGGGUGAGAGAGGCGCAUUGAAUCCUCCUGCUCGAGUAAGCGACGACCUCGAAGCGAGAAAGCCGGGCGGCGCGGUUCGGGCGUCGCGACCUGCGAACGGACGGAAAGCUUCGAUCGAGUGGCAGAGAACAACAGCGGGAAGACGGGAGCGAGCGUGACGUGAUGCCAGCCAACAGCAGCCAGGACCAGAAGACCGGCAAGCCCGGGAAGGUGAUCCUGGGCUACUGGGCCAACAUCCGCGGCAUCGUCGAGCCCAUCCGGUGCAUGCUGGAGUACGCCGGAGUGCCGUACGAGUACAAGACGUACCCGUGGCUGGACAAGCCCACUCCGCAGGAGAGCAAGGCCGUGUGGCUGCAGGAGAAGGCGGCGCUGGCCGAGAGGGGGUUCCCGUUUCCCAACCUGCCGUACCUGGUCGACGGCGAAGACGCCAAGAUCGUCCAGAGCCUGGCCAUCAUGCGCUACUUGGCUCGCAAGCACGGCCUCGCCGUGCCGGACUCGGAGCCCGCCUUGGCCGCUCGCGUCGACAUGCUCGAAGGACAGAUCAACGAGCUCAGGUGGUACCUCAUCUACUACUGCUGGGAGGACUACUUCGCGUCCCUGAAGGGCGACUUCGCCGAGGCCCUGCCCGCACAGCUGGAGCUGCUGUCGCGCAGCCUGGCCGACCGCAAGUGGCUCGCCGGCGAUCAGAUCACCCACGUGGACUUCAUGCUGUACGAGCUGCUCGAUCAGUUUUUGCUCUUCAAACCGGGCUGCCUGAACGAGCACGCCAACUUGAAGGCGUACGUGGAGAGGUUCCGCCAGCUGAAGCCCAUCAAGGCGUACCUGUCCUCGGACAGGUUCCAGCCCUGGCCAGUGUUCCUGCCGGUGGCCAAGCGCUGGGGAUGCGGCAAGCCUCCGGCGAGCCUCGUAGGCAAGCACGCGAAAGCCUGAAGAAAGCUUUCUUCUCCCCUCUCUUCUUUAUGAAGGCAGAUUGUGUUGGUGUGUUCAUAAAUUGGAUAUUAAAAUUUUCUUCGCCUGUCUGGAA
Molecule: messenger RNA, 1198 nt
Organism: Dermacentor albipictus
Lineage: Eukaryota; Metazoa; Arthropoda; Arachnida; Ixodida; Ixodidae
Product: glutathione S-transferase Mu 1-like
Biological process (GO): glutathione metabolic process
Molecular function (GO): glutathione transferase activity
Source: RefSeq, a predicted model, not a curated record